AUGGACGAAGAACGCACGAAAUAUGCUGCCACAAUUUUGGUAGGCAAAAAACCGCUCGAAGCAACCGAAAUUAUUCGACUACGGCUGUCGCAGGCCAAACUUAUUAACAAGCAGUUCUUUUUGCUGUUCCGGGAGUUGGCCGAGCUGAAACGUUACCACGCGCAACAAUUACGCAAGAUAAUUGCCAAGAAUGAAAAUUUAAAUAACUUGUUGAUGCGGGACAUGCUUGAAAGCAGGGUAUUAACGUCAGACGAGUUGCGCGACUUUCGAUUUGAUUCAUUGGGCGAAGUGGCUGGACUUUGGGACGGAAUCUUGAACGGAUUGAAAGUGGACUUGCAAUCCAGCACCUCUUUGUACCAUUUGCUCGAUAGAAACGUUUCCGCUGAGCUCAAGGAAUCAACUGAAAAAGAUCCCUUAUGGUUGCGGAGUAGAAAGCUGCAUUCCAAUCUGUGCAGAAUAGCAACGGAACACGAUCAACUCACGAAUGAGGACAACGCAGGAUCGGGGUCCGUAGACACCAAAAGAAUUGAUGAAAUCAAUGGCCAAUGGGACUCACAGGCCGCUACUCUAUUCGAGAUUUUCGAAGAAACAGACUACAGGAGACUUUUAGAGCUUCAGAACUGUAUUUCUAGGUAUGAAGGUGGACUGAUCGACUAUUCCAAUUCGAACCGGGAACAGUGUGAGAAGACGAUGGCGCAAGUCUUGAAUUUCGAUGUUGAGGGUGAAAUCGAUCGAUUUGCACAAGCUGCUUUGAAUUACGAUUUCGAUUUUAAAAUACCAGCUAUCAAAGAAAAUGGAAACACUGCUACAGCAGAAACUGCUUCUGGCACUGUCAAUAGACAAGGAAAGUCCACGAAAAGUGGACAUGGAGCCUUCGGUGGACUCGCUAACAGGUUAUCGUCUUCAGGUACUGUGGUCAAGCACGACCUUAUGAAAUCCGAAUUUUCUGAUGCGGCUAACAACACCACACUGAAGCCCAAGCAACCUGCCAAUAAAUUGAAAUCAAAGAUGGGCUCGCUUUUCGGGCGGAAAAAGCUGAAAAAUAAAAAAUCUGGAAAGCUCCAGGAAAAUACUAUUCCUGAAAGGGAGGAAGCUUCGGUAAUGACGGCGGACUCAAACAGAAAUCAAAGCGUAAACGUCACCUCAGACUCCGGUUCUCAAAUCUACACCUCUCGUGCCACUGCUGAGACAUCUGAUCAUGUGAAUGAUGUCGAGUUGCCUCCUCCCAAGCCAAGUUUCGCUGGAACAAGCUCAACGCUCUCGAUAAAUCAACCCUCGUUAAAACCGCAGCCCAGAGGAAGGACAAAUACUGGGGACUUACGUAUGGCUGAUAACACACCACCUGCACGCAGCAACGAUGCUCCUAGUCUGGUAAAUGGCUCGCAAUCUGGUGGGGCGUCCUACUCUACGGUGGGGGCGCCUGAACCCAUCACAAACACCAGCCAUCCUAUCCAUAUACAGGCUCCUCAGGUUCCGGCCCCGCCUCCUGCUCGCAAAACGGGCCAUCCUCCGACUGCUAAUUUAGCAAGGGAGUCGCAUGGUUCUGUUCCCGCCCCAGCUCCAAUUGCGAGACGUGAUAUUCAAUCGACCCUAUUCACUGACUUGUCCCAAGCCGAUAUAGAUGCUCAACAGAGCAAGCGUCAGGUGUCCCUUGCUUCUCAAAUGACUGGCGAAUUGAAGGCUUUGAAACCACAAGUAACAGGUUCAUCGAUAUCAGUCCUACCGGCCUCGGGUCAAUCGAUCUUUCAGCACUCAGAGCUCACAUCUUUUGGACUCAACGCCAGCGUGGCUGAAGUAAUCAAUGCCACUUUCCGCGAAGGAGGUUUGACCUCGUCACAGCUCAUUGGUGAGAUUGCUCUCAACUUCGUGGCCGAUAGCGACACUUUGCCAAUCGACAUUAAUCUGAGGAUUAAAAAUUUCGAAAGCGUGGAAAAGGUUAUUGUGAACCAGGCAUUUAUAGAGCAAGUUGGGACCGAUACCUUCAAAGUAAAUCCACACUUCAUUGAGUCUAAGACAUUAGGCGCGUUCAAAUACGCACUUUCUGAGCCUGCUGCACCUAUUGUGAUAAAUCCAGUAUGGCGGUUUGAGAACCAUCAGUCUAGCGUAGCGCUUACUUUAAGUAUGGCGCCCAGCGUACACGCUUCUAUCCAGCACUUGGUCAUUGAAGAUCUUAUCGUAUUCGUAUCGAUCGAGGGUGCCAAUCCCACAAGUGCACUAUCCAAGCCACAAGGAUCCUUUAGCAGGGAAAAGAAGAGAAUAACUUGGAGAUUCAAGGAACCCAUUACCAUCAAUAGGAACGGCGAAGAACGUUUGAUCGCGAGAUUUUUGACGGAUGGAAAGGCAUCUGAGUCGUCGAAAGGUGUCGAAGCUAAGUUCACAAUAAGAAACUUCCACUCAGGAGACUCUAUCGAAUUGGAAAGCCAAGAAGUCGAUGUUAGCGACCCCUUCGCAGCUGAUGCAGCUUGGAGCCCUGUGACUUCCAAACGUACUUUGGUAGCAGGUAACUAUUCAGGAUUGUCCUAG
Lachancea lanzarotensis is the source of this 2523-nucleotide messenger RNA. It is a transcript of the gene SYP1, whose product is annotated as LALA0S11e03598g1_1. NCBI's taxonomy places the organism in Eukaryota, Fungi, Ascomycota, Saccharomycetes, Saccharomycetales, Saccharomycetaceae. The record is from RefSeq and is a predicted model, not a curated record. The transcript has a single exon. The coding region runs from base 1 to 2523 and encodes 840 amino acids.